This is a messenger RNA of Leishmania mexicana MHOM/GT/2001/U1103, 1455 nucleotides long. RefSeq lists its product as hypothetical. The record is from RefSeq and is a predicted model, not a curated record. Lineage: Eukaryota; Euglenozoa; Kinetoplastea; Trypanosomatida; Trypanosomatidae. The coding region runs from base 1 to 1455 and encodes 484 amino acids. The transcript has a single exon.
AUGUUUUCGAAGGGAUACAGUGUGCUGCUCCGGCCCUAUCAACAUGUUGCAUUCGCAAAGCGGAGCAGCGCAGGUGGCGUGAAUCUGAACAAGGGGGCGCUAACGGGGCGGGAGAGGGGAGACAGCUUUACGGAACCGGAGGUGUACCGCAGCAAGACAAACUUGACAGCGAUGCUAAAGACAAGGCGAAAAGAGCGCCGCCUCCUGAAGGAGGAGAAGCAGCGCACCGUGAUGGACAAUCUGAACCUGGACACGCGUACAGUGGAAGCGCUUCAUGCGGGGCGUCGAUUGCCGCAGACGCCGGCGGAGAUACAGGCAGUUCGCUCCUCUGACGACGCUCUCGCCGAGGACAGUUACAACAACCAGGACUACACAACCACCAUGCGCAAUUUGAUGCGGCGCGAGGUGGAUCGCCGAGAUCAUGUGGCCGACAAGUUUGGCCAGCCACCCACGUCGCGGGAGUUUUACCAGCUCUUUCGCAAAUUGCGCUCCGCCGACUCAGACGAGGAGGCGGUGGAGCAGCACCAGCGGAGGCUAGUGGAGGAGCAUGGCGUGUACCCAAGCUCGCGCAUCGACUCCUUCAUGCUCGACGACGACAGCUACUUCCCCGAUUGGGUGCACGCCCUCCCCUACAGCAUCCGUGACCGUGUCAAGUACGGAUCGCUCGGACUCACAGAGGAUGACGAGGCGCUGCGUGUGCGUCUGGCGCGGCUGCCGCGUGAUGCGCGAUUGCGCGAGUGGAAGCGGCUGAAGGCGGCAAAAGAGUACGGCGCAGCUAAAGAGGAGACGCUCACGUUGGCGGAGCUGCGUGAUGCCCGUCAGGGAAAGCGGCGCUUUCACUGGCUGCAGCGGAAGCGCCAGAAGCGUGCCGCGGCACUACGGCGCAUGGCGAUGCGUAAGCCAGAAGGCUACGAGCUGUGGCCUUCCUCCGUGAGUGACUUUAGUCAGCGGAUUGCCUUCAUCGCACAGCACGUCGAAAACGGUCUGCAGACUGGUGGCGAGUGGCCCCUCAAUGAGGACGCUCUUACCAAGGCGAAGAUCAAGCGGCGGCAGAGCGAGGCGGAGCGGACCUUCCUCAUGUCUCCAGAUGAAAAGAAGAUGGUGACAAGCGCCGGAGGAGGCCGUAUGCACGGUGGUAUGAAGGAGUUGCUCGAUUCUCUGGACGAGCCAGAGAAGCGGUACAAGAAACUCUCGCGCAAGGCUUACGCUAACCGGGUGAACGCCAUUGUGCACGGCGACCAAGAUGAGCAUGGCCGGAAGUACAGAAAGCUUCAGAACCUUGCCACACGAAGGCAGCGUCGAUACGAUUCGCUUGCAGAGAUGGCACUGGAAAAGGAGGUGCGCAAGGAGCCCCUCGUCAACGUGAGUGGGCUUAAUCACACAGACGACGAGCACUGGAGCCGUCACGAGAAAUCCUGGGUUGAUGGCAUGCCCUCGAUUCGCUACGGCAGCUGA